AUGUUACAUAGAAUUACGAUGGAAAUCUUCAAGCAAACCAGAAGACGAAGGAGUCAAGAAAGAAGGCUUGAGCCAUCAACAAUAGCCCGUCACUGUGCAAAAUUCAACGUUUCCAAGAUGCCACUAAUAAAGAAGAGUGUGCUUCAAACUCUGCGGAUAUUUCUCACGACAAUGUAUCUAUUUCUCGUGCUGAUUACCAUUCCGAUAAGUUUCCAAGUUGGUGGGCUGAACUGUGGAUUGUCAUUUACUGUAACGUUAUUUGCUCUGUAUUUUGUUUCAACGACUUUCAAGCUAGUAUUACUGGACCGCGGAUCAGCGUUGUCAACCCUGAUUUAUUAUUUGCAGCAUCUUCUCAUUCCUUCAAUUUUAUUCAUGUUUUUGUCAUACUUUGAAAACAUCGACUCUGAUACUGUCGAUUCCGAGUACUUCAAAGUAUUUUGGAAUGUGAUGGUGAAGCCAUGGCAGCUAUCAUUGAUACAUUCGACUCCAGUGUUCACUCUACUGGAGGGUGUUUUCACCAUUCUCGCCAUUCAAGCCAUAGGGGAGACAGAGAGAUGGCUCAAGAUGUCUAGAAGAAGUAAUCAAUGGGUUAUUCUGAGUUUGUUGAUCAGUGGGGGAAUUAUUACGCUAUCACUAUUUUACUUUUACAGAAUAUAUGUCACUCCAAUGUGGGAACUCUCCACACCAAGUGCUUCACUACUUGGGUUCACAUUCUCAAUUGUUUGUGGUAUCGGAUUAUAUGGUAUAAACGGAUCAGGGUCAGUGAUGGAAAGCUCGUUGUUUUUUGCUUAUAUGGUUCGCAAUGUUUACGAAAUAAGUCCUAAGAUGGCGAUGAAUGCCAUGGACGAAAUAUUCGAUAUCGUUAAGGAAACAUGGAAAAUCCAUCAGGCUAAUUUGCCCAAGAAGGAUAAUCUUUUGGAACUCAUGACUAAAAAUUAUCGCGCCAUCUGGAGUCAGAUAGUAGAACACACGCCUCGGAACCAUAAAUAUAUUAAAAUGAUGGACCAAUGUAAAUGGAUUCUAAAUCCUUUGUGGAACUCAGUGAAGAAUUUCACUAAAAGCGUACCGAUAAGUAUCCAAGAAAUAUUCGUUGUGACAUUCAAGAUGGCCAAAGAAAGUCUAAUACCAGCAGUUGUAAUAAAUUUAGUGUUCAGACUACUGAUAUUUUACAGUGCAACACGUAUUAUACCGACAUUGCAGAGAAAUACAAAAGAACGUAGAAGUUUCAGAAGAAUAAUGAAUUUUGUGUACUGGUAUUCACCAUGCAUCAUUAUUGCAAUGUACACGCAUUUGAUUCUACGGUAUAGCGGUCAAUUGAAAAAUGAUCUCUGUAUAUGGGGAUGUUUCCCAUACGAAACAGAGCCAAAGAUCGUGGUUGAUUCAUGGUCCUUUUGGAAUUGGUGCAACAUUUAUUCAACCAUGUUGAUUUAUGCAUUAGAACUUAUGGGUAGUAACAAGUAG
Molecule: messenger RNA, 1461 nt
Organism: Kluyveromyces lactis
Lineage: Eukaryota; Fungi; Ascomycota; Saccharomycetes; Saccharomycetales; Saccharomycetaceae
Gene: ICE2
Product: Ice2p
Exons: 1
Coding region: 1-1461 (486 amino acids)
Biological process (GO): septin ring assembly; endoplasmic reticulum inheritance
Cellular component (GO): endoplasmic reticulum membrane; perinuclear endoplasmic reticulum; cortical endoplasmic reticulum
Source: RefSeq, a predicted model, not a curated record